This is a messenger RNA of Gekko japonicus, 783 nucleotides long. RefSeq names its product sorting nexin 24 (gene SNX24). Lineage: Eukaryota; Metazoa; Chordata; Lepidosauria; Squamata; Gekkonidae. The coding region runs from base 175 to 687 and encodes 170 amino acids. The transcript is spliced from 7 exons. The record is from RefSeq and is a predicted model, not a curated record. Gene Ontology annotation, molecular function: phosphatidylinositol phosphate binding.
UUGCCCUUGCAGAUGGCUUCUUCUGCCAGGCUGUGAGCUACUCGGGGGCCGUAAAGUCCCCCUGCCAGCGCGCCCUGCACCAGGGGCGUCCCUGGUCCCCUUCUUUCUUCGUCCCCUUUUCUCCCCCCGUCUGUCGCGGUUCCAGUCAGAUUCUGCUCUCGUACUGAUCUUGCUAUGGAGGUUUUCGUCCCCUCGUUUCGCUAUGAGGAGAGCGAGUUGGAAAGGGGUUAUACGGUCUUUAAGAUAGAGGUGCUAAUGAAUGGAAGAAAGCACUUUGUUGAAAAAAGGUAUAGUGAAUUUCACGCUCUCCAUAAAAAGCUUAAGAAAUUCAUAAGAACUCCAGAAAUCCCUUCUAAGCAUGUAAGGAACUGGGUGCCCAAAGUGUUGGAACAGCGUCGUCAAGGCCUGGAAGCUUAUUUACAGAGUAUUAUUUUAGAAAAUGAAGAGCUUCCUAAAAUUUUUCUUGACUUCCUCAACGUUCGUCAUUUUCCUUCUCUCCCAAAAGCAGAAAGUUGUGGGUCAUUUGAAGAGUUAGAAUCUGAAGAAUCAAGCAAACUGUCCCACCAGCCAGUGCUGCUGUUCCUAAGGGAUCCAUAUGUCUUGCCUACAGCCAAUGAUGACUUUCCAAAUGUAGUUAUUGAAGGUGUACUCCGUGGAUUAUUUUAUCCUCACCUACAGCCCAGGUAGAAAAAUGGAUAUGGACAAUAACCUAGUUCCAGCAAGAUGACAAGUGUAUUUUAGUUAUCUUAAAAUCAUGGACAUGACAACAGUAAGGUAAAGCUU